AUGGUUCAAAUUGAUUCGUCUCUCAUAGCCUCUGACAGCAAAGGAAAGAGCUCUGGUGUUGAAGGAAUUGGUGUGAAUUAUGGGUUCUUGGGAAAUAAUCUGCCAUCAUCAACGCAAGUGAUCAAUCUUUUAAAGUCCAGAAACAUUCAAAAUAUUCGAAUUUUCGAUCCUAACACGGACGUGUUAAAGGCACUAGAUGGUUCUGGAAUUUCUGUAAUUCUUGGUACUCGAAAUGAAGACCUGCAAGCACUUGCAAGUGAUCCAACUUUUGCAACAAAUUGGGUACUCACUAACGUUAUUCCACAUGCUUCAACUGUUAAAUUCACAUACAUAUCAGCAGGUAAUGAAGUCAUACCUGGACCAUUAGCAACUUUUGUACUAGGAGCCAUGCAGAAUUUGGGUUCGGCGCUAACAGCCUACAACCUUCAUAUACCUGUUACGACCACAAUCUCGUUACAAGUUUUAGGAACCUCGUUUCCCCCUUCUAAUGGAACAUUCUCCGAUGAUGCCGUUCAAUUUCUGCAACCAAUUGCACAAUUUUUAGCUACAAAGCAAUAUCCGCUACUGGCUAACAUCUAUACUUAUUUUGCGUAUGCUGGAAAUCCCGCUCAAAUUCAAUUAGACUAUGCACUUUUAAAAACUACGGCUCCAGUUCUUAGAGACGGCCAAUUCCAAUACAACAACAUGUUUGAUGCAAUGGUGGAUUCUCUGUAUGUGGCAUUGGAGAAAGUUGGACAACCUGCAAUGCAAGUCGUGGUUACAGAAACAGGAUGGCCGAGUGCUGGUGAUGUUUAUGCAACUAUAGACAAUGCUCAAACAUAUGCAAACAAUUUGAUUUCACAUGUUUCUUCUGGGCAAGGAACUCCUAGGAGGUCUGGAAAAGUUUUGGAGACAUACAUUUUUGCUCUCUUCAAUGAGAAUCAAAAGCCCGCUGGUACCGAGCAAAAUUUUGGUUUAUUCUACCCCGAUAUGACUGAAGUUUACCACAACAACUUAACACCCUAAAGGAAUUAAUGUGUAUAUAUAGCAUAGGCCGCAACACCUCAAUUGGGUUCCUCCAUAGGGAUUAGAUAACUUUCCAG
This is a messenger RNA of Capsicum annuum, 1082 nucleotides long. Its product is annotated as putative glucan endo-1,3-beta-glucosidase GVI. Gene Ontology annotation, biological process: carbohydrate metabolic process. The record is from RefSeq and is a predicted model, not a curated record. The transcript has 3 exons. Gene Ontology annotation, molecular function: hydrolase activity, hydrolyzing O-glycosyl compounds. Bases 1 to 1005 code for a protein of 334 amino acids. NCBI's taxonomy places the organism in Eukaryota, Viridiplantae, Streptophyta, Magnoliopsida, Solanales, Solanaceae. Gene Ontology annotation, cellular component: plasma membrane.